GAUGGGGGGGAGGAUCAGGGUUAGAGGAGAGUUGAUAAACUGGUCUCCUCGGCUCAGAGCCUCACUUCUGUCUUCCCCUCUCACCCAGCAGGCUGCCACGUUCUGUCCUGUAGAGACCCCCCCACAGCGCCCCCUGCAGCCAUGUGUGACGACGAGGAGAGCACCGCUCUGGUCUGUGAUAACGGCUCCGGUCUCUGUAAGGCCGGCUUCGCUGGAGACGACGCUCCAAGGGCCGUCUUCCCCUCCAUCGUGGGCCGGCCCCGCCACCAGGGGGUGAUGGUGGGCAUGGGUCAGAAGGACAGCUAUGUUGGAGACGAGGCUCAGAGUAAGAGAGGAAUCCUGACACUCAAAUACCCCAUCGAACACGGCAUCAUCACCAACUGGGACGACAUGGAGAAGAUCUGGCAUCACUCGUUCUACAACGAGCUGAGGGUCGCUCCAGAGGAACAUCCCACCCUCCUGACCGAGGCCCCGCUCAACCCCAAAGCCAACCGCGAGAAGAUGACCCAGAUCAUGUUCGAGACCUUUAACGUUCCCGCCAUGUACGUCGCCAUCCAGGCCGUCCUCUCUUUGUACGCCUCGGGACGAACCACAGGCAUCGUGCUGGACUCCGGGGACGGCGUCACCCACAACGUUCCCAUCUAUGAAGGCUACGCUCUGCCGCACGCCAUCAUGAGGCUGGACCUGGCGGGUCGUGACCUCACAGACUACCUCAUGAAGAUCCUGACGGAGCGCGGAUACAGCUUCGUCACCACCGCGGAGAGGGAGAUUGUGCGGGACAUUAAGGAGAAGCUGUGUUACGUGGCACUGGACUUUGAGAACGAGAUGGGCACAGCAGCAACCUCGUCGUCUCUGGAGAAAAGCUACGAGCUGCCUGACGGACAGGUCAUCACCAUCGGCAACGAGCGCUUCCGCUGCCCGGAGACCCUGUUCCAGCCCUCCUUCAUCGGGAUGGAGUCUGCAGGGAUCCACGAGACAACCUACAACAGCAUCAUGAAGUGUGACAUUGACAUCCGCAAAGACCUGUACGCCAACAACGUGCUCUCCGGAGGAACCACCAUGUACCCGGGCAUCGCCGACCGCAUGCAGAAGGAGAUCACAGCGCUGGCCCCCAGCACCAUGAAGAUCAAGAUCAUCGCCCCCCCAGAGAGGAAGUACUCGGUGUGGAUCGGUGGUUCCAUCCUGGCCUCGCUGUCCACCUUCCAGCAGAUGUGGAUCAGUAAGCAGGAGUACGACGAGGCUGGCCCGUCCAUCGUUCACCGCAAGUGCUUCUAAACCCCCCCCCCCCCCCCCCCCCCCCGGUCUUAUUACCACGCACUGAGCACCAGCACAGACCCCCAGAAACCUGCAGACGGGACGACAGCAGCAGGACGGAGAACGUGUUAUUUGGUAUUUAGGAAGAUGCUAAAAUAAGAGUUUCAUUCUGAAAGGCUGGGGAGAGGAAGUGAUGUCGUCUUUAUUUUGCAGCGUUUUUUGGUAAUCAUGCUCACCUUAAGACUGUGAACGUGGCGCUCGUCCUCCAUCCUUACCCCCCACUCCACCUGCACUGCCCCCCCUCCACUUGACCCCCCCUCCACCUUUGCCCCCCCAUUCUUACUGUUUCUGUCAAAGUUUGUUUUUAUUUUUAUGAAUAAAGCUUGAAUGUUACCCCCCCUAUUUCAUGUUGUCAUGAUGAUGUCACGCAGCAACGAUGAUGUCACAGCUGUAGGAGGAGGCGUGGCCUCAGGGUGCUCUCUGUAAGGAAGUGACAGCUGAGUGGCCAACGAUGAUGACAAUAAAGAGCUAUGUGUCAGA
Messenger RNA from Eleginops maclovinus (Patagonian blennie), 1794 nucleotides. RefSeq names its product actin alpha 2, smooth muscle (gene acta2). The record is from RefSeq and is a predicted model, not a curated record. Lineage: Eukaryota; Metazoa; Chordata; Actinopteri; Perciformes; Eleginopidae. The transcript is spliced from 9 exons. The coding region runs from base 142 to 1275 and encodes 377 amino acids.